AUGGAGCCCGGCUUGUACAAACACCUCAUCGGGCGGUCUGUGAACAUAAGCCGUAGUGACGGUCGCAUCCAUUUGGCAACUGUCAAAACUGCUGAUGCGUCCAAGUGCACUGUCAUGGUAGAGUGGCAGGAGAAAGCCAACUGCAGGGGGAAAGAAGUUGAAAUUGGUGAAUUGUGCGCUCUUAACCCUGAAUUGUUAGAAAUUCAAGUUGAGAAUAACAAGGCACAAGAGCUGCAUGCUGCUGCCCCUGAAAAGAAGUAUGAAGGACGCCUGCGGUCAUCACGGAUCCCAGCCUCUGCCUCUUCCUCUUUUCUUCAAAAACCCUCUACCGCUGCAGUGAUCAAAGCUGAAGUGGAAGUGGCCAUUAGGACUCAAGGCAGGCAGACCUGUAAUUUUAAUCCCACAUCCUCUUCGGCCUCAUUGGCUCCGAUUACUGGAUCAGCUAAAUCUGAGCUGUCGCCAACCAGUGGCAUCGUUAAUUCAGGUUUCCCCCCCAUUGCAGCUGAUUCUAUUCAGCGUUUUAAAAAGAAUGAAACUAAGCAACUGACAUCAUUGGCUAUAGCUCGUGAGGCUGCAAAAGAGAACGAAGAACCUCCCCAGCCGGUCAAAGGCAGAAGAAAAUCUGUAGCUCAACCAGAACUAAUCAAGAACAAUAAACGCAUGUCUUGUGUUGUCAAACCACCUGAAAUGCAACCCAAAAGAGGAAAGUUUGGAGAACCAACUCGACCGAAUCAAAAAUUCUAUGAGAUGAUCCAAGAGUUCAGAGAUACUUUGGAAAUUGCACCAAUCUCAAAUACUGACGUGGUUGAGUCUCAGAAGAUUUGUGUCUGUGUUCGCAAAAGGCCACUGAACAAGCAAGAGAACAAUAAAAAGGAAAUAGAUGUUGUGUCUGUACCAGGCAAAGGAGCCCUUUUGGUCCAUGAGCCAAAAACUAAAGUGGAUCUCACAAAAUAUUUGGAAAACCAAUCCUUUCAGUUUGAUUAUUCUUUUGAUGAGAAUGCUACCAAUGACAUGGUUUAUAAGUUUACAGCAAAGCCUUUGGUGAAGUCCAUAUUUGAAGGGGGGAUGGCAACAUGUUUUGCAUAUGGUCAGACUGGAAGUGGAAAGACCCAUACUAUGGGAGGAGACUUCUCUGGCAAGCAACAAAACAGUGCAAAAGGAAUCUAUGCUCUUGCAACCCAGGAUGUGUUCAUCUAUCUCAAACACUGGAGAUACACAAAUUUGGAUUUGUGUGUUUAUGCGAGCUUCUUUGAAAUCUACAAUGGGAAAGUGUAUGACCUGCUGAACAAGAAGGCAAAGCUUCGAGUGUUGGAAGAUGAACGGCAGCAGGUUCAGGUGGUGGGACUGGAGGAAAUCUAUGUCACCUCAGCCGAUGAUGUCAUCAAACUGAUACAGACCGGGAGUGCAUGCAGAACAUCUGGGCAGACAUCUGCCAAUGCAAAUUCUUCCCGCUCUCAUGCCAUCCUUCAGAUUGUUCUACGGCGUAGUGACCGAAACUCUACCUUGCACGGCAAGUUUUCUCUGGUUGAUUUGGCUGGUAAUGAGCGAGGUACCGACGUCAACAGCAAUGACCGCUGCACUUUGGUUGAAACUACGGAGAUAAAUCGCAGUCUUCUGGCUCUCAAGGAGUGCAUUCGUUCACUUGGUAAAAACAGUGAUCACAUACCUUUUCGAAUGAGCACGUUGACCAAGGUUCUAAGAGACUCCUUUAUCGGAGAGAAGUCCAGAACCUGUAUGAUUGCCAUGGUUUCUCCCAGCAUGGCCUCCUGUGAAUAUACAAUGAACACACUUCGUUAUGCUGACAGGGUAAAGGAACUGAAUGGAAAAUCCAAAUGUAAUGGAGGAGCAAUGGUGGAAGUGUCUUCGGAUAUCUCAUUGGAGGAGUCUGCUGAGGAGACCACUGUGUAUGAAGCUAUAUCUCAAGUAGCUGAACUUGAAGAAAAGGCAUUUGUGGAGUUGCAGAAAGCCAACGACUUGGUGUUGGCCAUGCAGCAGACUUCGUACAAUAUAGAGACAGGGUUUUCAGACAUAGUGGAAUAUUCCCAGAAGUUGAUGGACACAGCUUUGGGUCUGAAGUCUGCUAUAGAACAAGAGAGGAUGGCAAGGACCCCUUCUCAAGUUUCAAAUUUGCAUUUCCUGAGGCGUUACCCAGACAUCCGCAUUGAAGGAGAGAACUAUCUUCCCAUUCCCCUGUAUAGGCACAUAGCUUCCUUCUUGUCCGUUUUCAAGCUGCUGGUGAUCGGAAUGAUCAUCAUUGGCAGAGAUCCCUUUGUUCUUUUUGGGAUACCAGCGCCAGGCAUUUGGGAGUGGGGUCAGACAAAUAAGAUAUACGCUUGUAUGAUGGUGUUCUUCUUUAGCAACAUGAUAGAAAACCAGUUGAUGUCCACAGGAGCUUUUGAGAUCACACUAAAUGAUGUGCCUGUGUGGUCCAAACUGGAGUCUGGUCAUCUACCCUCCAUGCAGCAGCUGGUGCAAAUCCUGGACAAUGAGAUGAAGAUGAAUGCUGCAAACCCUUCUAUGAUUUGA
Molecule: messenger RNA, 2526 nt
Organism: Knipowitschia caucasica
Lineage: Eukaryota; Metazoa; Chordata; Actinopteri; Gobiiformes; Gobiidae
Source: the annotation of a GenBank genome assembly